Molecule: messenger RNA, 15301 nt
Organism: Poecilia latipinna (sailfin molly)
Lineage: Eukaryota; Metazoa; Chordata; Actinopteri; Cyprinodontiformes; Poeciliidae
Product: mitogen-activated protein kinase kinase kinase 11-like
Exons: 10
Coding region: 1319-4453 (1044 amino acids)
Biological process (GO): positive regulation of apoptotic process; microtubule-based process; protein phosphorylation
Cellular component (GO): centrosome
Molecular function (GO): ATP binding; JUN kinase kinase kinase activity; protein binding
Source: RefSeq, a predicted model, not a curated record
AAUUGGUUUUUAAAGAGAACUUGCCACUCACAAAAUGGCGGACGCGUUUAGGUAUGGCAGUGUGCCGUCUACAUUUCGCCGAUUUAUUUUGAAAUCGGAAGUUUUGCAUUUACUUCGUCCCCAUUGGCGGGAGCGUGUCAGCUGACUUUGUUUCCUGUUGGGAGAGGAAAAGUUUUGAAACCCCACCCUCCGGCACAGUGGCUGUAAGCUACGACGUUGGAGUGGUCCGAGGUGCUGGCCGCUGAAGGCUGACCGAGGAAGAGGAACGGAGUAAGAACUUCUAACGGAACAGUUCCGCAGUUUUGACACCGUCUUUAUGAAGCGGAGCACCGAAGUGACCCGGGCCCGGCGCUGGUCUCCCAACAAGAACUAAAGUUAUCUGGAAUAGUUUGUUUUUCUUUCUUUCGGUUUUUUCCCUCCUCAGGACUGAAAAGCCAAGCAGAUUUGGAGAGCUCUUCCUGUUCCCAGAGUCGGCGCCUCGCAGUUUAUGUAUGAGCUCCUUCAUAACACAGCCAGCAUGGAUGUUGUGGCGCACGGGAAUGCGGGAUUUCCUGUGUGGUCACCGCAGUGUUGCGUUCAGACGCACUUUUUGGGUCCUCGGGCUUAAGUAAUGAACAGUGGUCAGCGCUUGAAACUUGUCGUAAAGCACUGGUUGGCUGGACUGAAUGCUCCUUUUCCUGCUAUUCUUCUCCUCCUCUCAGCGCUUCCUGCUUAUGGUGGCCACUGCUCUUAAUGGCUAAAAAUACAUAAAAACCGAGUAUGAACUACCAAGUGUGUGGGAAAUGUUGAUUUGGACUCUUAUCUGUAAGCGGUUUCAUUCCUGAACAUUAAUUUUGAACUUUGACUCUUCGUACUUGCUGCCCAACAGGUGGUUGUUCUGAAUGAGGAGGGGAAAGGAGGACAAAUUCAGUCAUAAUGAGUUGAUUCCAGAGUCUUUUAAACACAGGAUGAUGAGAUGAUAAUCUACUCAAGCCAUGUGCGGGGAAACCACACACCACAUCAAUCUUUCAGAGAGUUAAUCACUGCUGACUUUUAGAUAUUUGAUAAAUGCUACGAAAAGCAAACCAUCUGAGGACUGCUGAAAUGGAAAGAUUUGAGUUUAAUCCAAGAACAAAUGGAAGACAUUUCACUUUCAUUUGUCCCUGAAUCCUGAAGCCCACCUGUUGGUCUGACUUUUGAACACACCUCAUUGGUCCCUGAUGAGACAACAACAAAGACAGGAAAGGGAGCAAGGUGCAAUAAAGUACUCCUUUGUACUUUAUUUUCAGACCCCUGGAGUGCGCAGUCGGAUCCAGUCAGGCAAUAUAGUGGAGGUUUCAUGGAGCCGCUGAAGAACAUAUUCAGUCGUAGCUCGCUGUCGAACUGGAAGAACUUGGAUCAGUCCCAAAAAGGGAACUUCACCAACCCUGUAUGGACGGUCUUGUUUGACUAUGAGGCCUCUUGUAAAGACGAGCUCACCUUGCGUAAAGGUGACCUGGUGGAGGUUCUCUCUCAGGACUCUGAGAUAUCUGGGGAUGAGGGUUGGUGGGCAGGUAAGGUCAACAACAAGGUGGGCAUCUUCCCAUCCAACUACGGCUCCUUCAAGCCUAGUGGAUAUGCCAAGCUACCAGGUACCAGCGUAGUGGAGGAGCUGAACCGUGCUGUGGUUGGCACCGUCGAUCCCGAGGAGGUGGAUUUCCGUGAGCUGAGCUUGGAGGAGGUGAUUGGGGUUGGGGGCUUCGGGAAAGUGUAUCGAGGUACAUGGAGGGGAGAGCUGGUGGCCGUGAAGGCGGCCCGGCAAGACCCGGACGAGGACAUCAGUGUGACAGCGCAGAACGUGAAGCAGGAAGCCCAUUUGUUUGCCAUGCUCACCCACCAGAACAUCAUCGCCCUGAAGGGGGUGUGCUUGCAGGAGCCCAACCUGUGCCUCAUUAUGGAGUAUGCCUCGGGUGGGCCACUGAGCCGGGCGCUGGCCGGCCGCCGCAUCCCUCCUCACGUCCUGGUCAACUGGGCCGUGCAGAUAGCAAGAGGGAUGGUGUACCUGCACAAUGAAGCCAUCGUGCCGGUCAUCCACCGGGAUCUCAAGUCCAACAACAUCCUGCUGGCUCAGCCCAUAGAGAACGAAUGCAUGGAGGGGCUGACGUUGAAGAUCACUGACUUUGGCCUGGCGAGGGAGUGGCACAAGACCACAAAGAUGAGCACGGCCGGAACCUACGCCUGGAUGGCCCCGGAGGUCAUCAAGUCCUCCACCUUCUCCAAGGGCAGCGAUGUUUGGAGCUACGGUGUCCUGCUGUGGGAGCUGCUAACAGGGGAGGCCCCCUACAGAGGGAUUGAUGGUCUUGCCGUCGCCUAUGGAGUCGCCGUCAACAAGCUGACCCUGCCCAUCCCUUCCACCUGCCCCGAACCCUUCGCUCAGCUCAUGUCAGAAUGCUGGGACCAGGACCCUCACCGACGGCCCGACUUCGGCUCCAUCCUGACGCAGCUGACCGCCCUGGAGCAGCAGGUGAAGGAGGAGAUGCCGCAGGAGUCGUUCCACUCGCUACAGGAUGACUGGAAGCUGGAGAUCCAGGACAUGUUUGACGAACUGCGGGCCAAAGAGAAGGAGCUGCGGUGCCGCGAAGAGGAGCUGAAGCGAGCGGCCCUGGAGCAGAAGUCCCACGAAGAGUUCCUGCGGCAGCGCGAGCAGCAGCUGGCCCAGUGGGAGCAGGACGUGUUCGAACGCGAGCUCAGCCUCCUCAUCCUCCACCUGAACCAGAACCAGGAGAAGCCCAACGUCAAGAAGCGCAAGGGCACCUUCAAGAAGCACAAGCUCAAGAGCAAGAACGGCGAGAAGAUCAGCAUGCCACAAGAUUUCAUCCAUAAAAUUACAGUGCAGGCAUCCCCAGGCCUGGAAAAGAGGCGGAACUCUCCGGAUUUGGGUUCGGGCUCCUCGCCGUCCUUCGGCCCACGGUUUCGUGCAAUCCAACUCAGUCCCAGCGACAGCAGGACGUUUUGUCUGGCCCCGGUCCGGUCAUUAGAGACCCCGUCUCACAAGCAGUCCAACGGAGACAUGAGGCUGAACCCACACUGGAGGCCCCAGAGCCCGAAGAGUCCCAAAAGCCCCAAGGUUCUGCGGCUGAGUCCCCAGGAAAGCAGUUUAUCGAUGAGGGCCAAGCUGCUGGAGUCGGACAGCAACGAGAACGGAGAUGCCAUGGACGACUUCGAGGAGUACCGCCCCCCCACGCCGACCUCGGCUUCCACUCAGAACGGCUCCUCGUCGAAGGACAGCCUCCGCCUCCCCCCUUCCCAGGGAGACUCUGGCAGCGAGGAGGGGGGCUACUCCCCGGCCGGCUCCCCCAUGCCUGAGAGGGGGUUCCUUGGCGGCGCCGUCAAGAACACGCACCGGGCAUUGCUAGGCUGCGGCUCCCUCUUGUCCUCCGUGGCAUUGGGUCGGGGCUUGGACGUCCCCCCCAGAGUUCCCCCUCGAACUAACCCCCCCGCCUUGGAGGAACGCUCCUCCUUCGAGCUGGAGAUCUCCCCCCCCAGGCCGCUCAUAACUGACCCCCCGGUGGUGGACGAUCUCAUCACCUUCUCCACCUCUGAGCCGCUCCCCAAGCCGCUGCUGGAUUUAGCCCUGCAGUACCAGGAGCUGAAGCCGUUGCCCCUGACGCCACCACCGCCCAACCCUCGCGAAAGGUCCGGCCCUCGGACGCCGCAGACGCACCACAGCGGCCCGCCGAGCCCGGGGACCCCACUGCAGCAGGACGGCGCUGUCCCGGCGGACUGGACCGCUAGUUCUGGUUCCAGCAACGGAGAGCUGAGCAGCGAGGCCUGGGAGCACCGACCCGACCGCAGGAGGAGGUCCAGCUACGGCCUGCACGCCUCCCAGCUGGUUUUAGAUCUCCCCCUAUGCCAAGACACACUGGACUUUGAGGACAAGACCUCCGUACCCUACGCCCUCCACCCCAACCCAGCGCUAUGGAGCCCCAAAACCCGCCGCCUAGAGGUCAGUGUCAUCCCCCGGCCACGCCCGUCUCCCAUCCGGCCCCGCAUCGACCCUUGGAGCUUCAUCUCGGCGGGUGGUGCCAUCUCAGCAGGCGGCCGCAGCCCCAUCCGCUCAGACGGCCACGCCCUGGGCUACCAGCCCUCGCCCACCAACCCCUUCACCAGCUGUGACCCUUUCCCCUCUCCGGACUGCGACCCCUUCGCCCUCAAGGCGGACCCUUCUAGCAGCUCCGAUGGCACGCCGCCCUUCGACCCAUUCUCCGCUCCGUUCCCGAUCUCCCGAUCCGCCCCGUGCUCCACCAACGGCUCGCCCACGCUGCCCUCGUUCCGCAUCGCACCCAUCAACCCGGCGGACCCGGCCUUCAUGGACCUGGGCUGGGCGGCCUGUGGCAAGCCUCUGGACAUGACCAAAGAGAGAGCCCACCCCCGCAGGACGCUGGGGCUCAAGCCCUUCAAGUCGCCAACGCAACUCAGAGACGAUCGCUUCUGAAUCCAAAUCUCAUUCCCAGUCAUGGAUUAUAUGGAAUGCAGACUUCAUCCCAGCUAUACCUGAGUGAGGUUGACCCCGCCCCCAACUUCUUCAAAUUGAGUGUAAUUGGUGUCAAACAUUUGUGCUACGUUUGUGCUGCUCAAAUUUUAAUUAAUGUUAAUAAAUGUUUCUGGAGGUCAUCAAAGGUCAAUCAGCCACUCCACAUUUACAAAAUCAAACAACAUAUGGUGCCUCAAACCAUUUGUGCUUGUUUGUGCAGCUAUAAUAUUUAAGAUUUUUUUUUUUUUUUUAAGUUUCAGAAGAUCAACCUGCCCCUACCGCCUCCGCACUAACAAAAUUAAACUGCACUAAUAUAAACGAAUUGUGCUAUGUGUUUGUGCUGGUUAGUACAGCUAAAAUUUUAGUAGCACCAAAUUUGACACAGAAUUUGGUGUACCUCAAAGAGUAUCUGGAAACGUCGUGAUUUGGUAGAAGACGUCUGGGGGAGUCUGGUGACCUAGAAAUCUUAAAAAUCACAGUGGCACAAACAAAAAUGAAUACUGCACAAAUGUAGUCCUGUUGAUUGAAACCAUAUGUUGUUUGAUUUUGUAAAUGUGGAAUAGCUGGUCGACUUUGUUGGCCUCUGGAAACAUUUAGUAAUAUCUUUUAAAAUGACAGCGGCACAAAUGAAGAUUUUUGCUGCACCAAUUUUGUUUAAUUUGAAGAAGGUGGCGGUUGCGGAGCAACUUCAAUCAGGUGCCAAUCCAAUUCAGUCCAGGACCAUUUUCACUACUGUUGUUUUCUUUUUUUUUUUUUUUAGUUUUGUGUUUGUCGUUGGGACGAAAACUUGGAACCUUUCAAAUUAAAAUCCCACUGAGGGUAGGGAGCUGCAGGCAUUGUAGUUCUUCUUUCUACCCCAGCCUGGUGCUUUGGAGAGCAGAAAGCCAGGGGAAAAGGUGAUACAAUGGAUUGUGGGAUAUCUGCCUGUGAACCAACGGCUGGUGCCAAUUUCAUUUUUCUUUUUCAUUUUUUCCCUGCGUCUCGUCUGUGUUACUGCUGUCCCUUUGAAGGAGCAGAAUCCAGAUCAGCAGCCUCAUCUUGAUCUUCUGUCAUCCUGCUCCUAUCAGCUGCUUUCAUCUCCCCCCGCUGCUUUGAAGCAUUGUGACAAUGCAGAGGUAGAUCAGGCCAUUUCUUUUUUUUUUUUUUUUUUUUUUACAGCUUCAUCCUGCAGACUGAAAGCAGUCAGGACAAUGAAAGAAAAUUGGAGUGCCUUAUUUUGUGAAGUGUUUUUAAUAUAUAUAUCUUUAUCUCUUAAAGGUUCCCCUGAACCGUUUAGCUGGUGCGUUAGACAAGAUUUGACCUAAAUUUUCCAGAUCAUGUAAGAAAAGAAAAAAAAAAGAAGGAAAAAAAAUCAAAUGCUUGUGAGUGUGUCUCAUUGUUGAAAGAAAGCUUCUUUUCUUUUUCUUUUUUUUUUAACAGUUUUGUUGCUUUAUGGGAGAAUCCACUCUGUAGAUAUUCUAGGCCGCUCAUGAAAUCCAAGACGAAAACCGCGACCCGGGCGUUACCCCCCUCUUACCCCCCCACCUUGAGAAGUAGAAAGCAUUCCAGUCACAUUCCUCGGGAAAUGCCAGGGAUUGGACGGAUCCACUGGGCUGGCAGGCGACACGGCGGCACAGGAAGCGGGACGGAGAGCCCUCCGCCGCCCCCCACCCCUCCUUUCUCCUGCCAAAGAAUGCCGCCCAGCGCUCGGACAAAAGGUGCUUACAAAUAAGCGGUUUUGGGCUCCGCGCUGCGCCGGGCGGAGGCAGCAGGGAUUCACAUGCAGAGCAGCGCACAGAGCCUUGGUGGAAACACAAAUACAUUUUAUUAUCAUGAGAGUUAAAUGAUAUUCUCCAUAAAACUUACUAAAUGCUCGAAAGCUUUUUUUAAAGAACGUCUGGAGUUUUCAUAGAAUCUGAAUCUGGUUUAGAGAACUUCAUGCUGGUGGAGUUCUCAGUUUAAAGGCGUUCUGGAUGCAGCGCUUAGGAAGGUAUUCCAGCUAAGACAGCUCAGUUCCUACCGAGGUUUUUAGAUUUUAAUUAACUUUUCACGUUUUUUUUCCCCCCCCCAUCAUUGUAAAGCAGCUAUAUGACUUAUUCUGGCAUUUUAUAGAAAAAUUUGUCAGAAUUUUGAGAUUGUCUGAAUUUUGACUUUUUCCAAUUUUUGAUUUGGGGGGAAAAAAAAUAAAAAUUAAGAAGAAAAAUCAAAGUUUUGAUUUGAGUCAUUUCUGCAAAAGUCAUAGUUGUGAGAUUAAUUUGAUUUCAGACCUUUUUUUAAAUUCAGAUAAGAAAUAAACUCAAUUCUGAUGUUGAUUAGAAUUGUCUGAAAUUCUGAAAUGACUUUCUUUCAGUAUUCUGAUUUUGAGAUUAAAGUCUGAAUUAUUUUUUGUGGCCUGUUGCUGCUUACAGAAGGCUAACCUCUGUAAUCAUUAAGCUAAGAUAGCUUAAUGAUUUCUUUUUAUUUUCCUACAAAGUUGCAAAAUGGCAUCUUUAAACUUUAAAUAAUAACUUCAUAGAACCUCAAUUUAAGAAAUGUAAGCUUUAGGAAGAUUCUUGCUUAUUCUGAACUGAUAAUUACCUCUCAAACAUUUCAGAUUCAUUCAAAUUUGUCCAUAUAGUCCUAAAUGUAAAUCAUCCUAAUGUGUUUCCUAGUUUGGCCUGCUCAGACAUUUCAAUAUCCUGCUAUCUGCAGCUCACUCCUCUGCAUGUGCCACUAUGGAGUUGCCAGGCAACUAGCUGAGACGUUUAGGCCAAGUUACACAAUCAAAUUGGUUGAUUUUUGCUACAUUUGAUCCGAGCCUGUCUGGCUGUUUUUGGUUGGCUUCAUGCUUUAGGUCUGUUUUUUGUUGUUUCGAAUCGUUCUCAUCAAAGUCUUACAUCUCAUUUGCAUUCCAGAUUAAGUUUUUGUUGCUUUGCACCUGUUCCAAAUCACCAACGUAGCUUCCUGUUGACACCUGGAUCAUCUUAUUGCACGUCACACAUGCUCAGACACUUUUCAUAGGAUUUCUGUGAAACCGCUGUGGGAAAUGUUAAUUUGCACCUGAAGCUGAACUUCCUGCUGCAGCGAAGACGUCUUAUCCUCAGGAGUGUGUUGAAUAUCAGAGUAAUGAUUCAUACCAGCCUCUAUGAUUUGCUUAUUUCAAAAUGGCCUCUUUAUUACAUGAUUGUUUUGCAAGUGAGCACCUGAAAGAGACCCACUGAUUUAUAGCAGACAGUCUUCCUAUUAGCUAAAAAUAGUUUGAAAUAUGACAAAAACUCUGACUGGCCGUGUCACCAGAAUACAUUCAUGGAAAAGCUAAAAUAAAGUAUUUUUCUUCAUAUAAAAUAGUAUAAAUAUAUUUAUUUUUUACAUUCAUAAUACACAACCGAUGAGCUAGUAGUUACUGUACCAGCUCAUUUAGAUGGGAUUUGAACACAACGGGGAAAAAACUAGGCUGAAAUGGUAAAAGUAAGUUGUAAAUUAAAGCUUUAUUAAAAAAAAUAAGGACUGGACUUGAAGAACUAACUAAAGAAUUAUUUCAUUAGCUAGCAUGAGAGACUUAGUAGUAGCAAUUUCAACUAACUGCCAGAGGUAAUUCUUGCUUUAAAACCGUUUAUUUUGUUUAAAUAAUGUAAAGUCAUUACCAAACUGAGUUAGAUUUAUGAAUAACUUUCUCCUGUGUACCCCUGAGAUACCUCUGAGCCUCCUGAUAAGGGCGGGGGUAGCAUGGCGCUAACAAAGUGAUCAGAUAUUUGGGUAAUUAAUUAGCCCUGGUGAUGCCGUGCUUUGGGCCAGAAGUCGGUCUGCUUCCUGUGUCGGCUCCCAUCCAGAUCCAUGUUGUGUCCUGUUUUCUCUUUUUUGAACGUGUGAAGUUUCGGAGCCCGUGUGAGCUGGGGUCUCCUCCCUUUCCGUUCCUUUUUGUUGCUCUGUGCCAGCGGCUACAGCUGCUGACUGCACCGUUUCUUCAUCGCCUUUGUUUCUGAGGCUGUUUCUGCUUCUGCAGCCUUUCCCUCCUCUCAUCUUGUUUACCUGGCCGUUCUUCAUUUCUCCUUUGACGUCUCCUUACCGUCUCAGUUUUUGGGGUAUUUUGUCAUGAAUAGUCCUGGCAUCGGGGGAGCCAAUUCAGUUCUGUAACACCCAUGAAGUGCCGGAGGGUGGGAGAGGGAAAAAAAAUAAAGUGGCAUUUGUUCUAGGGCAGGGUCUAUUAACCGUGGAGCAAUUGUUUUCUUUUUGACACAUUCUGUUCUGGUCCAAAUCAUUUACUGGGAUUUCAAGCAAUGUGCAGUCCCACUGCUUCCUAGCUCUAAAAGUUUUAAAGCUGUCUUAAAUGGCCACAAGAUUUGCUAAAUGGCUGCCAGUUAGGAAAAGACAAUUAUCCUUAGAAUGAGAAGUCUGAAACCACAAAACGGUAUGCCACAAUGGCUGCUGAAAGAAACUCUCAUGACAAAUGGUUCCUAGUUAUUUUGUACCCACAAUUUUCUAUUUCAUCUACAGCUGCAAAACAGCUUUUUUUUUACUUAUUUAUUUUAUUUCACAGAGAUGAUGUACAACAUUUCAUUAACCUUUUAAGGAGAGAGAUCCAUGGUACCAAGUUGUAGCAACUACACCCCAUAGACAGGUUGAUUAUAUCAACCUGUUCAUGAAUUUACCAUAUUAUGAAUUCAUGAUGUUCAGGAUGUUCUUUUGUUGUCCUUCACUAGCCACACCUGAUCUACAUCUACUGACCCUUUUCCACUAGUACCAACUCAGCAAGACUCGACUCAGUUCCAAGUGUUUUCCACUGGCAGCAGCUACAUGGCCUACUUUGCUACCAAGCAAAGUAGGCUGAAAACACAACGUCAAAAUGGUGUCGGUCUCUAGUUGGGUCAUAAGGGCAACGCCCUUAGGAAAAUCAGACCUACGAUUCAUAAAAACUCAGUGAGCAUAUUUGGGUUAGGGUUAGGCAAUUCUGAAAUUGCUAAGGACGAGGUGCAGACAUUUUGCGCUUGCAUCAUAUACAGAUCAGGUUGGGGUACUUUUCACUUUUCAGUGAUGGCCUUUUACUGCACCCACACAAAGCUGGUCCCCAAUUAUAGUGGAGAAUGACUCAAACUGAGUGGACACAAGUCAAGUCAUAAUGAGUAGGUAAUAGUGGAAGAGGGCCAAUAAUGAAUAUGUUUCUGAAGGAGGUUGGUAGAGACAUCAUUAACUAGACAAGUCUCCAAAUUUCCUUGCAUUAGACUAUGAGCAGAUGCGGAUGGACAAUAAAUCAAUGAUAUCGCAGUAGACACGUGUUCAAUAUCAAUCAAAAAAAUGACUAAUAGCAUGUUAAUAAUUUCACUGAGCCAAAAAGCAAAAACCAAAAUUUCCAGAACCAAAAAGCAUUCAGGGGGUGUAGGCAGAGGUUGGGUGCCAUUGACUCGGUCACUCUUCAACCAGAAAGUGAGUGAGUUAUUCGUUGAAUAAGUUGCGCAGCAGCAGUUUCAGAUUUAAGUUAAAGAGGGUAUGAAUUGAAAUCCCAGAAAGGUCAGUCAUGAAUUGACCAGAACAAAGAUCUAAAACAGCAACAGAAAAAACCAACCAGCUCCCAAAACAGACAUGUUUGUUAAAAUGAACUAGUUAAAAUGAUCCAAGCAAACAAAAUAUAAUGACUUGCAACUUUGAUUGCAAGCGGACACUUAAUGCCUCGCCUCAGUAUGUCAACACGUUAAAGCAGGCGCUAUCUUAUGAUAGUCGUUACCUUUGGGCGGCUGCUGUUUUCGGUGAUCAAAAAAGUGCGUCGAGGAAUCUGAGAUGAUUGAAAUUUUUGGGGAAAUUGCUUCAGUCACGUUUUCUGUGUGAAGUAUCCUCUUCCAGCUGUCAUUCAGUAACCCGCCUAGGCUAGAUUUGAAUUUUCCUUCAGAGAUUUGGUUUUGGAAAACAUUUCUCGUCGUUUUCUAUUUAAUAAUUGAGGACCCUAAAAUAUGACUCGAAAUAAAAGGAGUCUCUUGUGCUUCUCACAGAUGAUUACUUUCCUACCUGCAGUCAGAGGGGGGAAUGUUUUUCCUUCUGGUAAUCACUGCUGUUGUGGAUUGACCCAGAAUGAAUAAGCGCUUGUUUUUGCACACAUACAAAAAUACUCCCCGCACUCGCUUUCCCUGAACUUGGUUUUCUAAUUUGCUAGCUGUGAGGAAAAGGCUUGACACAUUUUAUUCAGGAUGUCUUUGACAGGGAUGUCUGAUUCUUGGUUUUGGCUGUCAGAUUUAAGAAGCGUAGCUGCCAUUCGUCGCCCCUGAGCUGACAACCUACGCUUCCACAAAAAAGUCCUGAUGAGUCUCUGCGCGUCUCGGCAGCAGGCAGUCCGUCACCACAAGUCACUGUCCUGAGUGCAGCUGACAGGUAGUCAAGUCCCUCCGGCCCCAUUUGACAAACUUCAUUUAAAGACAUGCCCGGACCAUUUACAGUAAUAACUAAAUGCAAAGAUGGCCAGUGUGUCACCUGACGAAAAUCAGCAAAGAAAGCACUGACCCCUUUGAGACUGCUCGCAGUAAUGUUACAAUCGACUGUUACAAAAUGAAAGCUUGCUCAGUUUUAUCCAAAGUUAGUUUAUUGGAUCUGCGAAAAGUCAUCUUUACAUUCAUGCUUAUUUUUCCCUGUUUACUUUGAUUUAGACGUUGAGUUAGCUGGUGCAGUUAUUAGAAUUAGCAUUUUAAUUCCAUUUGGAAACACUGAAUUGCAUUUCAGGAACAUAUCUUGUUUGGGUGUUGAAGCCAAUGUACAAUGUAUUGAUUAUAGCUGUUAAUGGGAGAGUGUAGCAUCAGCUGGCUAGCUCUUCUCCCAGCAUUAACACUAAUUGGACACUUUUUGCUGAAGUGCGUCAAGACUGAGCAGAUUAGUGGAUUUCAGCUGAAGGCUUCUAAAAGGAACAUUUUGGUUUAAACUGAGACUGAAAGCUUCUAUGGUUUUUGCCCCAAAUAGAAAAUAACAUUUGUGUUUUGACGCCCUUGAGAGAAAAUUAUGUUUAAUUUGUUUGUCACAUGUUGUUGAAGUAUUUCCCUAACCCUAACAGAUCUUUUUUUGGGUACAAUAAUACUCAACAUAUGCACAUAUCAUACUGGUCAUAUUUUUUGGUAGUAGGAGCAUUUAGAUUUGAACAGAAGAACUAAAGUAGCUUGAACUUACAAUAGUUAAACCACAAAGUAAAGCUUUAUUAAAAACAACUAAAUCAAUAGAAGAAACUUGAAAGCUAACUGAACAAUAUUUUGAUAGCUAGCUUGAUUGACUUAGCAGUAGCAUUUUCUUUUUAUUAUUAAAAUAUUAUUAGCAAAUUUUGUUUGGUUUAUGCAUAACUUCCCACUGUGAAUCCAAUUCUAGUGAUAUUUUUGAUGGGUGCUAUACGUCACAAUUUAAAUUGAGGUUUGUGCUGAUUUCUAGAUUUGCAUACAUAAGAAAAACUAAAAAUAAUAAACUAGGCUUAAUUAUUUUUGAUACAGUCAUAAAGUUAAGCUAUAACAAAAACAUAAGUAGCUGAACUGGGUCAAUAUAAGAAAUGUAAAAAGCUAACUAAAUUCUUUUGUUGGCUAGCUUGAUUAACUUAGCAAUUUCAGUGAGCUGCUACAUUAGGACUAAAAUAAAUUAAAAUCUUAGAUUUAUUUAUACGUUCCCACUGUGUAAUAUUUCUUUUUCUUGUUUUUGUUUUUCCUAGCUGAAUCUGAAAUAUAAAUCUGUUUGUGUUGGUAGCUGGUUUGUGUGUUCCCAUCUUCUAGUUUCUGAAAACCAUGCAGACACAAUCCAAUUCACUUCUCUGUCAAAAAAAACAAACAAAAAAAAUAGACAGGGUAAAUAACAUAAAUCAAUGUGCUAUAUGCAACUGCAACAACAUGGUGGGAUGAUGAUGGAGGUAGGAAAUAUAUUACUUUAAAGCCUUCAGGGUAAACUAACCAAGCUCUGGAACAAGAAAAAAACCCCAGAAGAACCUUUGUCAGUGAGGUAGGGAAAAUGAAAUAGAUCAUUUGAAUUUCUAAAGAGCUGAGAAAGAAUAGUGUGCCCUUAAACAUGGCAGGUUUCUGCAGCUUGGCUUAAAAUUUUCUUAUUUUUUUCCCCAACAGUUGCAUUUCUCCAGGGAAAAUUAGAAGCAGUUCAGUAAGACUAGAUUCAAACUGCUUCAAUUCAGUUUUUACUUUGGCAAGCUGGUUAUUAUUUAACUCCUACAGUACCAUGAUAUGGUGGCUCUCCAUUUAUCACUGGCAGUUUCUUUUGUUUGCUUGCAGUCAAUUAGGUGGAUGUUGCAAAUGUGUGGUUUUCUGGCUUGCCACAAUGACUUCUCAGCUUCCUGUCUAAGCCAGAAACAUUAUUUAGCGUUUAUGAAAGUGAAACACCUGCCCGGACCUUUGUUUGGCCCCAUUAGGCCGGCACCAAAUGAUUAAAUCUGACCUUUCGCUGACCGUUCAGCGACGGCGGAACCCCGGUGGGGGAUGCGGACAAAAGCCCACGUCCGUGAGAGAUCGCCAGCAGGUGCAGGAGCUUAAUGCUCGCCCUCCGAAAAAAACUGUGAAUAUUAUUUCUAAUUCUUUCGGCACAGGCACCCAAGGUCACAAUCUGCUGUCCUCUUCUCUUCCAAUAACAAUGAAAACGAAAUGAAUAGGAGCCACGAAAGAAAGGCCGAUUGGUUUCCAAGAGCACAGCGCCGGCUCCUGCGGACAACUGGCAGCACGUCUGGAAAAUAAACACAGAUUUCAGCGAGGUUAUCAAGUCCAAGCUCAAACACGCUUCCCUCAUUGAACUCAACAGCAUGCGGCAGCCGCUUGCUCGUGAUUAUUGCUCCAUCUAGUUACUGACACUCAAUUACCUUUGUCAUCUUCCUCUCUAGCAGAAGCUAUUCAGUUUGUAAAUUUCUGUUUUUUUUGGAGAAUGGUACAGCCCUGCUACAAAUCAAUUUGGCUGAAUGAACUCUGAUCAGCCCUUAGAUAUGGAGGCGCUAAAUGAUUUAUUACAGUUUGCUCCUACAGAUAGAUGAUCUUCUCUGCCUUUCUCUUGUUCAUUUGAUAAACCAAUACAGAUCACAGUUCACAAGCAAUCUCUUUCGAUCUUUAAAAGGACUGUAAAAAAGUAUUUCCCCCCUUUUCGGUUGGUUUGGUUUAAAAUGCUAAUCGUAAUGUGUAAUUCAAAACCUCAGCUCACUUAGCUGCAAAGACUGUAUGAAAUAAUUAUCGUCUCCUGUAAAUCCUGCUGGUGCGGCUGAAUUGCAAGCAUUCUGCAAAGACAGAAUUUAUCUACAGCAAAGUAAAAAAAACUGACAGUUAUCACCAGUCACCUUUUUAAUACCAUUAUGAAUGAAAUUUAAGACCUGUAGUGCUAUAGAACUGUAUAAACAACGAUAAAUUGCCUAUAAAUUUGCACUUUACUCGUGAUGGAUGGAUAGCUAUCCAUCCAUCACGAGUAAUUGAUGGAUGGAUAUCAAUUACUCCAUCCAUCUGGCUCAACUGAAGAUGUCUCUUGCAACUUGAAUUCUAGCCUGACAGAAAAGUCCCACGAGAAAAAUAAAAUAAAUAAAUAAAAUAAAUAUACACACACAAGACUACAUUUGCCACAACAAAUUAUUAACACGUAAUUAACACAUUUAAGGACAAACUUGAAUAAAAAAAAAAAAAGUAUUUAGGACAUUUUAAUUGUGCGCUGACAUCCUGUUGAUGGUAGUCGCUGCCAGAGGGAACAACUACUUUCCUGGUUUAAGAAAUAUUUGAAAUGUUGGACUUGAUAGCUUCUUUUUUUCCUUCUUAUCCUCCUUUCACAAAGCAGUUUUGCUUGCUCUCAGGUUAUCUUCGGUGUUCAAAUCACUUUGACAUUUUCAAUAAUUAUAUUUCGAGUUUGACCAGCAAACGCUGUUUCAUCACAACACUGCGAGGGGAAGCCAGGAAGUUUGUAACCGCUUUACCUCUGAGGGCUAACUUGUUUUAUCUACUGGCAAAUUAUCCCAAUUAUGAUCAUGUAAGGCAUUUAAAAGUAAUUAACAGAAGCCUGAGAGUAUUUAGCAGUGGGUGGUCUCUUUCAGGUGUUCAUUAGAGCUGAACUCCCAAUGAUCCACAGAUGCAAUUUGCAAGGUUUUGGUUGGAACAAAUCCCUGUGACUUACUAGUCAAAUGUUUUCGCUUUCAACCUCUAAAGGUUUAUUUUUAUUUUUUUUAACUUCCCUGCUCACAGUUUUUCCAUACGACGGUCAAAAAGGAUAUUUAUGACUGGCCACCUUCUUAAACACUGGAUAGAGACUCUUUCAAGGUGGCCGUUGACGCAGUCUACUUUAAGAUGAUAAAUACUUGUUUUAGGUUUUCACUGGAGUCUUGACGAGGCAUGCUUUUGGGUGCUUCUAUUUCUUCAUUUUUAAUGUAAAAUAUUUUCUCUACAGGGUGCUGUCAGAGUUUCUUUGCCUUUUGAGGAUUAAAAGUUGAGCUAUUUCGGUAAAAAUAUGCAGAAAUUUCAGCCUAAUGUUUCUUUGGGGCACCCAAACUUCCAAUUUUAUGUUGAACUGCUUAACUGCUUUUUUUUCUCCGCUCCUUUUUACUUUUUUCUUUUUUUUUGACCACAGACAUGCUUCAGCCUGUACGUGCAUGUUGUAACUGUUUGACCGUCUCUACUCAAGCGAGUUAAAGACUUUGCAGGCCUUCGUGCUUUUUCAAAAAUCCUCCUCAAUUUUAAUUUUUUUUUUUUUGUGUGAAAUCUCGCACUGGGCUGGGCCUGAAUCAACUGUUUUUACUGUGCGUCGAGAGUAUUAUUUCUGUAUGCAGUAUGUGAAAGUGUUUUUAUUUCUUAUGACUAUUAUAAUGGGUUUUAACCUGUGGAGAGGAACAAAAAGCUGAAAAAAAAAAAGAAACGACCAAAUAAAACGUAACACUCCUGA